AUGGCUCUUCCAAGGGCAUCGCGGUUGGCGUUACUGCUGGUCACCGUGGCAGCGGGUCUGGAAGCUCGGGGGCCCAUCCAGGACGCGAUCGACAGCGGAGCAGCAGCCGACUACAACAAGGACGAGUGCACGUGGAGGCGCGGCAACGAUCGCGACUCCUGUCCCGAUCCCGACGUGCACCUCUACCUGUACACGCCCGGGAAUCCCAAGAGGAAGCUGGACCCGAAUCACGUGGCCGACUGGCUUAGGCAGGACUACGAGCCCGCCAAGGAGAACGUCAUCCUCGUGCACGGCUACGCGGGUGGCGAGCACGCGCUGCCCAUGUCGGUGCUGCGCGACGCCUACCUGCGCAACGGCAGCUACAACGUGUUCCUGGUGGACUGGGGCGCGCUGUGCGCGGCGCCGUGCUACCCGGCGGCGGUGUCGAACAUGAGGCCCGUGGCGCGCUGCCUGGCGGGCUCGCUGACGGCGCUGCGGAACCACGGCUUGGCGAUAGGCCGCACGAGCUGCGUGGGCCACUCGCUCGGCGCGCACGUCUGCGGCAUCAUGGCCAAUUACCUGCUGUUCCGCAUGAGCCGCAUCGUCGCGCUGGACCCGGCGAGGCCGCUCAUCCGGCCGGGGCUGGUCAACCGGCUGGACAGCGGCGACGCCGACUUCGUCGAGGUCAUACACACGAACGCCGGCUAUUACGGCGAGCUCGGCAAGGGCGGCCACGUGGACUUCUGCGUGAACGGCGGCAAGUCACAGCCGUUCUGCGAGGACAGCGACAACGAGCAGCUGUGCAGCCACGUGUGGGCCGUGUGCUUCAUGGCGCAGAGCGUCGACGGCGGCCGCGGGCUCGUGGCCGAGCCGUGCUCCCGGCGCUGCCCGUCCGGGCCGCGCGUUGCGCCGCGCUCCGGCGAGCUGCUGCUGAUGGGCCAGCACACGCCCGCCGGCUCGCGCGGCUCCUUCUGCCUCGCGCACCGCCAGCCGCCCUACUGCCCCGAGUUCAACGAGGGCCGCGGCGACGAUCGGUGCUGCUUGUGA
This is a messenger RNA of Phymastichus coffea, 1026 nucleotides long. Its product is annotated as phospholipase A1 member A. Bases 1 to 1026 code for a protein of 341 amino acids. The transcript has 4 exons. NCBI's taxonomy places the organism in Eukaryota, Metazoa, Arthropoda, Insecta, Hymenoptera, Eulophidae. Gene Ontology annotation, molecular function: lipase activity. Gene Ontology annotation, biological process: lipid metabolic process. The record is from RefSeq and is a predicted model, not a curated record.